Blastomyces gilchristii SLH14081 is the source of this 4118-nucleotide messenger RNA. Its product is annotated as 60S ribosomal protein L11. NCBI's taxonomy places the organism in Eukaryota, Fungi, Ascomycota, Eurotiomycetes, Onygenales, Ajellomycetaceae. Bases 244 to 768 code for a protein of 174 amino acids. Gene Ontology annotation, cellular component: cytosolic large ribosomal subunit; ribosome. Gene Ontology annotation, biological process: translation. The record is from RefSeq and is a predicted model, not a curated record. Gene Ontology annotation, molecular function: structural constituent of ribosome; RNA binding. The transcript has 4 exons.
GAAACAAGUCGGCAAGGGAGCUUGACUUUGGCGCAUUUAUAAUAUCAUACACGCCCGCCUCUGGUGCUGGGAUGGAUGCAGUCUGGAAGGUUUAGCUCGCUAGUCAGUGCCAAGACGCCAAGACACUAAGGGUUUUUGCGUUCUCAACCCACACAAUUUACAACAUCGACAUUGCCCUUUUCCAACCUCAGGAUAUUCAUUUCAACGACAAACAACCGACUGUCCAGCCGCACACGAGUCGCCAUGCCAGAGGGAAAAGACACCAGCAAUCCCAUGCGGGAACUCCGCAUCCAAAAACUCGUCCUCAACAUCUCCGUUGGCGAAUCCGGUGACAGACUCACCCGUGCUGCUAAGGUGUUGGAACAGCUGAGCGGUCAAACUCCUGUCUACAGCAAGGCCAGAUACACCGUUCGUACCUUUGGUAUCCGUCGUAACGAGAAGAUCUCCGUGCACGUUACCGUCCGUGGACCCAAGGCUGAGGAGAUCCUCGAGCGUGGCCUCAAGGUCAAGGAAUACGAACUGAGAAAGAAGAACUUCUCCGAGACUGGCAACUUCGGCUUCGGUAUCAGCGAACACAUCGAUCUGGGCAUCAAGUAUGACCCCGGUAUUGGUAUCUACGGAAUGGACUUCUACUGCUGCAUGACCCGACCUGGUGAACGCGUCGCUAAGCGCAGACGAUGCAAGUCCCGGAUCGGCGCCCCCCACAGGAUCAACCAGACCGAGACGAUGAAAUGGUUCAAGACUCGCUUCGAGGGAAUUAUUCGGUAAAUGCGUGUUGAGCUGAUUUGCGUCACUGUUUUUCAAUGGGGAAAAGAGUAAAAAACGGGAGCUGGGGGGGUUUAAUUUUUCAUCCUUUUUCUCUUUCUUUUUUCAUUAAUCCAGCGUCAGGUUUGGGCAUGUUCUCGUCUUCCUUUUUUUUCCCCUCUUUUUCUUUGUUUUUUCCCGUUUAAUGAUGUAACUGGAAACGAAAAGAGGAAACCGAAAGAGAAAGCCGAGAGGGAAUCUGGUACGCAACAACCCCCGAAUUCUUCGGUGUCCAACACGAGCCUUUCCUGAACGCGGUUGUACCAUUCUGGAGGUUUGGGCUCGGGUUACUAGAUUCCCCAUCUUCGCUAUCCUCAUUUCGGUUCUCUCCCCCUCCCCCUCUUUUCCGCUAUACACAAAUCAAUGACACGAAUGUUUUAUUCCUGACACGAAAAAAAAAAAAGAAGGGAAAGUUGAAAGAUCGCUAUUUUCUUUUGCUUGUUUUCCAAAGAUUCCACAAUGGAGGCUUCACAAAUGGUGUCGUUCCGCUUAACCAUUGCUUUGAAACGAAAGAGAGAAAAAACCAACAAAAAGUUCCACUGAUAUCCAUCGGUGCGGGCGGGAGGCGAUUCUUUUCCUUUUCUUUUUUUUUACUUUCUGAGGUGCGUCGAGUCGACCCUCAGGCGGCCUGAGAUUUGAAAACAUUGGACACUGGACUCUAUCCUCUUGUUCCUUGGCCCCCUGGCCGAUGGCUUGGAAGAAGCUAAGGCAUAUAUAUGGAAGGAAGACGAGGAUAGAGUCCGGUGCUUCCAUGUUUAUCAUUUCCCUUACCUUACCGACACCACCGACCAUCACUCUCAUCUCGCUCCUUCGCUCCUUUCUACAUGGGUGGAGCUCUGUUUAUCUAGGCUGGGAAUAAACCCAUGCCCGGAUAGAUAUACUCUGUGCCAUGGAAGGAGAGCCGGGACGAGAUGAGGGCAUGUGAGGAGGGCCGAGGCGAGGUGAGCUCUGAGGGGUGGGUUGGGACACGCAGACACUUGAACACUUAGCACUUGAUACGAUGGCUAUCAGGGCUAGGGUGAGAGUGAGGGAGAAAGAGAGAGAGUGUGUGUAUGUCUCAUCGAACUGCGACACGACGCAUCCCGUGCCUUUUCAUCUAUUGGAUGCCGGAGAGGCAUAUUUGUGCUUGAAGAGGAGGAGGUUUGCGUAUGUCAUAUCAUCUCGCGAUCAAGUACACACUCAGGUGGGUUGUCCAGCCAUGGGCCUCGUAGACAGUCCGUCCCACAAGCAAGGGGGGCGUUGAAGUAGCAUUGAGCAUCGCUAUGCAGGUAGGUUCAACAAUCAUCGAUCUUCCCGUAACUAGUUUGUCGGUGCGGCUUUCAAAAAAAAAAAAGUCCGCGGUUAUAUGGUCAGGAGAUAGCGUUUCGUUAACUACGCAUCCGAGCAUAUACCUUUUCGCGAGUGGCAUGGAAGGAGAUAUCCAUCUGAUCCCACAUGGAGAGUAGUCUACUCUAGUCAGAUCCCCAACGCACAGGUUUGGAAAAAGACUGACAGCGAAAGUCCCACUCUUGUUUCUUCUAGGCGAAACUUCAGCAAAUUCCUCUUUCUUCCUCCUUUGCUCAGCACAUCUCCAGUUCUUCAACAUCAUAGGUGCCCAAAACAAAUCAAAUGGUCAACAUUCCCCUCUACAUACGUCUCUUAAUCCCCAAGGAGCCCUUCGAAAACAUCACCCACACUUGAGGAGAUCUCUUUUGAGAAAUAUCCAAAAAAAAGUCUCGUUCAAAAGGGUUCAUAUUGAAUUAAAUACAUACAGACAUACAGACAUUGCCAGUCCGCAAACCACCAAAGAAGAAACAGGGAAAAUAAUUGCGUAUUCCCUCCUGUAUCAUAAUAUAUCCACAGAUCAGUCUGGCACACCUCAUCGACCUAACUGCAUCGCCUGGCAACCUGGUUUCAGCCAACAUUCAUUGCUCCCUACAUGCUAAUCUCUCUCCUUUUUCUACUUCAUACAAUCUUCAAAAGGUUCGGAUUUUAAAACCCCGUUGCGGAUAAAUGAACAUUUCCGCGCAGCAACGUGUCUGACAGUAGGAGUUUGUCGGAAGUUGUAGAAAUUUUCCAAAGAGAUCAUCAAAAAGGAGGAAAGGAAAGAAAUGAAAAUAAGAAAACUCGGCCACAAUUCAUUCACUCAUAUACGCCCCCAAACAACUUUUUUUUUUUUUUUUCAUAUUUUCUGCUGUCUUCACUGGCUGUUACUUGCCUUACUCUCCUUCACUACUGUUCUCAUGGCUGCAUUUGCUGUUUCACUUCUCUUCCCCGGAAACAUGCACGAUGCAUAAUCACGAAUCAAAAACCUAUCGCUUUUGAUUUGAGAUACCUCUCACAUAGCUAUACGGGAAAGAAAAAAAAGGCCAACAUCAGCAAACUGCAACUCUCCAGUCCCAGCAAAAGCAUGAACAUAGCAAUGGGAAAGGGGUCCAAAACUCACUUAUCCCACCAACUCGCAAAGAACCUCUUCCUGUCCGGCCCUGCACCGACAUUCUGUUCAUGCCACUGCUCCCUGCGCAAUGCAAAGCUGGUAUCCGCCGUAUUCCGCUUCUGCGACGCGAGGUUGGAGAAGAGGUUCGUCCCGCUGAUGGAGUUACUUCUUCGGAACGAGCUAGGGCGUUGGGGGUUUUCGGCUUCGGCUUCCGCGCUGGAGCCGGAGCCGGAGCCGGAGCCCAGUCCCGCGGUGGCAGGGGUGCUGUGAACGGGCGGCUGAUGGGCCAUAUAGGGCGGGCGCUGGGGUGGGAAUGUCUGCUGUGAGAGUGGGCUAGUGCUGAAGGAGGGGAAGGUGAAGUGGUGCGAGAUUCCGGAGGGCUGGGAAGCGGAGGCUGUGGGGCUUGGGGGUGGAGAGAGGGUUCCUCCCGAUGUGCUCUCGCGGGAGGAAGAAAUGGAGGAGGUUGUGGAGGCCUGCGUAUAUUAAGGUUAGUGGGAUGAUGAUGGCUCUUUUAUUUUCUACUUUUCUUUUGUAAUCGGGUGUGGUGAAUGUUGCUGGAGAAGGCAGUAAUUUCUUCAAGACGUACCCGGCGCAGAUUUUCACUAGGGGACGAGACGAUAUUUGGUCUUGUAGGUGUAUAAUAAUAUGGAGGCCCACCACGAACCCAAACGGGAGGAUGAUCUGGACGGUCGCUGGGGCGGUCGCUGGAGUGGCUACUCAUUUCGUUCUCAGUGUCUCUCUUGUUCGUUUCAAUUUUCUGCGAUGACCCUUCUGUUAACACAGUGUUGCAGAGUACAAUAGUUGCUCUGCAGUAGACGGGUUUGGGAUGGGAAGAUUGGAGCUCUGAUAGCUCUAAAGUGUAAGUAUGAAAAUGAAGGGGGAGAAUAAGUCUACGUAC